CUUGCACUUUUCUCUUGCACCAUGGGGAAAGGCAGACAUGCUCUGCCACAUUUUGUUCUCAUUUUUCUUGCCCUCCUAAUGACAGCAGCCUCAGUCCAUAAAAAACCGCAGUACAUGGUGCUGGUUCCCACCCAGCUCUACACUGAGGUUCCUGAGAAAAGCUGUCUCCAUUUGCACUAUCUGAAGGAGACAGUGACUGUAAGUGCUUCCUUGAUGUCCAGUAUGGGAAAGAAGAGCCUGUUCAGUGACUUUGAGGUCCACGAGGACUUGUUCCAAUGUGUAUCCUUUACUCUUCCGAGAACCUCAUCUCCUAAUGAGGUAGCCUUCCUGUCUGUCCAGAUAAAAGGACGAACACACACAUUCAGUGAAGAGAUGGCAGUGGUGGUGAGGAAUACGGAAAGCAUUCUCAUUGUCCAGACAGACAAACCCAUGUACAAGCCGGGACAGACAGUUAAGUUUCGAGUUGUGUCUGUGGAUAGAAAUUUGCGCCAACGGCAUGAGUUGUUUCCUCUGGUUUAUAUUGAGGAUCCCAGAAAGAAUCGAAUUAUGCAAUGGCGGGAUAUUACAUCAGAGAAUGGAAUUAAGCAGUUGUCCUUCAACCUAUCAUCGGAGCCUAUUCAGGGUUUCUACAAGAUCAUGGUACUAAAAAAAUCAGGAGAAAAGAAAGAACAUGUCUUCAGUGUGGAAGAAUAUGUACUCCCCAGAUUUGAAGUGCAAGUAAAGUGUCCAAAGGCAGUCACAUUUCUGGAUGAAAAAGUGAAUGUUACAGUGUGUGGAAAGUACACCUAUGGGAAACCUGUCCUAGGACAUGUGAAGUUGAAUAUAUGCCAUCUUUUCAAGUCUUAUUUUGGAUCUGAGUAUGGUCAUAACUAUGGUGGUCAAGACCCAUGUGAGGAAAUCAGUCAACAGCUGAACAGCCAAGGCUGCAUCACACAAGCAGUGAGAACUUCUAGGGACUUUAUGAACUGGAACAUGAGUCACAUUUUUAAUCUUCAAGUGAAUGCUAAAAUUACAGAAGAGGGGACAGGGCUGGAAUUCACUGGAACUGGGACAACUGAAGUUAGGAAACCCAGAACCAAUCUUGUACGUGUGAGUACAGAUUCACACUUCAGACCAGGGAUUCCAUUUGUUGUUCAGUUUCGCCUCGAGGAUGUAAAAGGAGUUCCUGUGGCAGAUAAACAUAUCUUCCUGAAAGUAUUCACAACAAAGUACAACAGCAGUGCUACCACUGAUGAGCAUGGCCUGGUAGAGUUCUCCAUCAAUACCACCGACAUUGUGGCUCCCUCCCUCACUUUCAAAGUCUACUACAAGGAACAGGGUCAUUGUUUCAAACACUAUUGCAUUGAAGAAGAACUCAAAGAAGUAGAUUUUGUGUUUUACAGUGUUUUCUCCUACAGCAAGAGCUUUGUUUACCUUGAGCCUGUCACUGGUGCCUUACCCUGUGGCCAAAUGCAUACAGUUCAUGUACAUUAUACUCUGAAUGGAAAAGUCUUGGGAGAGCUGAGGGAGAUGGUUUUCUAUUACCUGAUCAUGGCCAGGGGCAUCAUUGUUCAAACUGGAACUCAUGCUUUCUUCAUGGAACCAGGAGAACUGAAAGGUUACUUCAACCUGUCCAUCCCUAUCGAGUCAUACAUGGCUCCUGCCCCUCAAAUGCUCAUCUAUGCCAUUCUACCCAGUGGGGAAGUGAUUGCAGAUUCUGCAAAAUUUGAGAUUGAAAACUGUCUUCUCAGCCAGGUGGGUUUGAGCUUCAGGCCGGCACAGAGUCUCCCGGCCUCACAAACUCACCUGCGGGUCACAGCACCUCCUCAGUCUCUCUGUGCCUUAAGAGCUGUGGACCAAAGUGUGCUGCUUAUGAGGCCCGAGGCCGAGCUCUCCCCUUCCUCGAUAUAUAAUCUGCUGAGUAUAAAGGACACUGACUCCUCUUCAGAUUUAAAUUGGUUGGCUAACUUCCCAGAAAAUUGUAAAGACAUAAAUUAUGAUAAAAUCAAGUACUCAUCAUUACACAGAAAUGACAAGGAUACUUUCAAAUUCAUAGAGAGCAUGGGCUUAAACAUAUUCACUAACUUGAAGAUCAGAGAUCCUAACUUAUGUCCUGAUGAUCUGUUAUUUCCACAAGCAGUGGCUAUAAAGUACACCGACCAUACGGUUCCUGCAGAAGUAGAUGAAAAGCCACUCAGUGAGACUGUGCGAACCUACUUUCCUGAAACAUGGAUCUGGGACUUGGUAGAGGUGAACUCAUCAGGUGUGGCUGAAGUAGCAGUGACAGUCCCGGACACCAUCACAGAGUGGAAGGCAGGGGCCCUCUGCCUGCCCAGUGAUACGGGGCUUGGUCUUUCCCCCACCGCCUCCCUCCGAGCCUUCCAGCCCUUCUUUGUGGAGCUCACGAUGCCUUACUCUGUGGUUCGCGGUGAGGUCUUCACAUUCAAGGCUACUGUACUGAACUACCUCUCCAAAUGCAUCCAGGUGAGCGUGCAACUGGAAGCCUCUCCUGCCUUCACAGCUGUCCCCCUAGCAAAAGACCAAGAUUCUUACUGCCUGUGUGAGGAUGGGAGGCAAACUGUGUCCUGGCUGGUGACUCCCAAAGCACUCGGGAAUGUGAAUUUCUCUGUGAGUGCGGAAACACAACAGCCUUCUGAGCUCUGUGGUACUGAGGUAGCUGCGGUUCCUGAAGCCAGGAAGAAAGACACAGUCGUCAAACCCCUGUUAGUUGAGCCUGAAGGAAUCAAGAAAGAAUAUAUGAUUAACUCAUUUCUCUGUGCAUCAGAUGCUGUGAUAUCUGAAAAAUUAUCGCUGAAGCUUCCACCAAAAUUAGUGACUGAUUCGGCUAGAGCUUUCUUCUCUGUGUUUGGUGAUAUAUUAAGUUCUUCCAUAAAAAACACACAAAACCUCCUCCAGAUGCCUUAUGGCUGUGGAGAACAGAACAUGGUUCUUUUUGCUCCUAACAUCUAUGUACUGAAAUAUCUGAAUGAAACUGAUCAGCUGACUCAGGAGAUCAAAUCCAAAGCUAUUGGCUAUCUCAGUGCUGGUUAUCAGAGACAGCUGAACUACAAACACCCAGAUGGCUCCUACAGUGCCUUUGGGCAUCAGAAUGGCAGGAAUCAAGGCAACACUUGGCUCACAGCCUUUGUGCUCAAGACCCUUGCCCAAGCUCGAGCCUUUAUCUUCAUUGAUGAAACACACAUUAGCCAUGCUUUCACCUGGCUCUCCCAGAAGCAGAAGGACAAUGGCUGUUUCAGGAGCUCUGGGACACUGUUCCACAAUGACCUGAAGGGUGGAGUAGACGAUGAGGUGACCCUCUCAGCCUAUAUCACUAUUGCCCUUCUGGAGAUGCCUCUCCCUGCCACUCACCCUGUGGUCAGCAAAGCACUGACCUGCCUGAAUGAAUCCUUGGAAAUGGCAAAGGAGGGGUCCAAUGGCAGCUAUGUCUACACCAAGGCACUCCUGGCAUAUGCGUUUGCCCUGGCUGGGAACCAGGAUAAGAGGAAAGAAAUACUGAAAUCACUUGAUGAGGAAGCUGUGAAAGAAGACAACUCAAUUCAUUGGGAGCGGCCUCAGAAACCCAGGAGACCAGAGGCACUUUUGUACCAACCCCAGGCGCCCUCUGCUGAGGUGGAGAUGACGUCCUAUGUACUCCUUGCCCACCUCACAGCCCAGGGGACCCCGACCCCAGAGGAGAUGACUUCUGCAAUGCGCAUCGUGAACUGGAUCACAAAGCAGCAAAAUUCCUAUGGCGGCUUCUCCUCCACUCAGGACACAGUAGUAGCUCUCCAUGCUUUAUCCAGAUAUGGAGCUGCUACUUUUGGCAGAACUGGGAAAACUGCUUUGGUGAAAAUCCAGUCUUCAGGGACGUUUUCUACAAAAUUCCAAGUGGACAACAGUAAUCGUCUGUUAUUGCAGCAGGUCUCAUUACCACACAUUCCAGAGGAGUACACCAUAAGUGUGUCGGGGGAAGGAUGUGUGUACACUCAGACAGCUUUGAAAUACAAUGUGUUCCUGGAGAAGGAAAAAUACGCAUUUGCUCUACAAGUGCACACAGUACCUCAGACUUGUGAUGAUCCCAAAGCCCACAAGAGAUUCCAGAUCUCACUAGAAGUCAGUUAUACAGGGAGACGUCCAGCCUCUAACAUGGCGAUUGUUAAUGUAAAAAUGAUAUCUGGCUUUAGUCCGCUGAAAUCAACAGUGAAAAUGCUUGAAAGAUCUGACCAUGUGAGCAGGACAGAAGUGAACAAGAACAAUGUCUUGAUUUAUGUGGAUCAGGUUACCAAUGAGACACUGAACUUUUCUUUUGCUGUUCUGCAAGACGUUCCUGUAAGAAACCUGAAACCUGCCUUUGUGAAAGUCUAUGACUACUAUGAAACAGGUGAAGCAGCCUUUGCUGAAUACAGCGCCCCAUGUAGCACAGACACAGAGGAAUAAAAAUUUUGAGGCUCAUCUCUAUAAACAGUGGUUUGCUGGAAUCCCCCCAAAGACCUUUGAAGAGCACUAUUCUACUUCUGCAAUAUAGAUACUCAGAAACUUGGUAAAUAAAUCUGGAGAGCCUCUGUC
This is a messenger RNA of Cavia porcellus (domestic guinea pig), 4545 nucleotides long. It is a transcript of the gene Mug1, whose product is annotated as murinoglobulin 1. Gene Ontology annotation, cellular component: extracellular region. NCBI's taxonomy places the organism in Eukaryota, Metazoa, Chordata, Mammalia, Rodentia, Caviidae. The record is from RefSeq and is marked provisional. Gene Ontology annotation, molecular function: endopeptidase inhibitor activity; protease binding.